AUGAAUUUCAUGGGUAUUUUGAAUCAACCUGCUCAAAAACUCCAAACAGUGGACUCUUCUGUUGGCCUUCUUCAGAUGAAGCCCGAGGUUCAAGUCUUAGACUCACAAAUCGUAUGCAAAGCCGGAGAUCAGUUGUGGCGGCCAAAACACCCCUCACAAGGCGAACUUGGGACCAAAAAUCUAAUUCUCUCGGUGACGGACACAGCUGCCACCCCCUCCGAUUAUCGAUCCUUUGUUUGCAAUCUCUGUAACAAAGCCUACAAAUGGAAGAAGGAUCUUCAGAGACACAACCGCCUGGCGCAUCAACUAUCAGACGCACGGCUCAAGCAAGCAGCCGAACAGGCCUGGCCGAUUAAGCAGUUGCCUCAGCCCGGUGACGAACUGCGGACUAAGACAAUGAUUUUAUCCGUCACAGAAACCACGUCAAGUCCCUCUGAUUUCCGGGCAUUUGCUUGUGGACUUUGUGGAAAGGCCUACAAAUGGAAGAAAGAUCUACAGAGACACACUAGGCGUGUGCAUGGACCCCUUCAGCUCUGA
This is a messenger RNA of Dibothriocephalus latus, 537 nucleotides long. The record is from the annotation of a GenBank genome assembly. Lineage: Eukaryota; Metazoa; Platyhelminthes; Cestoda; Diphyllobothriidea; Diphyllobothriidae.